UAUCACCUCCACAUAAAGGGGCUGUCUUCCUCCUCGUGUCCAAAAGUUCUGGUAUAUUUCUAUCUGGCUUUGAGCUGCGUUUCUCUUUGUUGGUUUGGCCGAUCAGCCAUUUGAUCUACCUGCCUCUCCAUAGAUCUAUCGGUGAUAGUGCCAGUUUUUUUUUCGCAGUUUAUCACUAUGGCGGAAAUCCCGUGGAAGACCCUCCAUGCUAGUAUCGCCGCAUACUGCUUUUACAGGUCGACAUUUCCGAACUUCCUGGCCUUAUCGGCUAUCACCAUUGUUCUGAGAUUUUCCUAUGCUGUUGUUCUCUACCCUGUCUACUUCAGUCCUUUAAAGAACGUUCCUACUCCUACGGCCCGAUCAUGGAUGAAAGGCAAUCUAAGGACCCUCACUGUCAAGGAACAAUUCGAUGACAUGCGCCGCUGGAACGAAGAAAUUCCCAAUGAUGGCCUGAUUCGGUUCUAUAUCGCGGCCAACCUCGAGCGGUUGAUCGUGACGAGCUCCAAAGCCUUGAGCGAGAUCCUCGUCCAGAAGGCGUAUGAGUUCGAGAAGCCUCUCCUGGUUAGACGCGCGUUGGGCCGUGUCACCGGUGAGCAUGGGGUGCUCUUGGUGGAGGGCGCCGAACAUAAGAGACAACGAAAGAGCCUGAUGCCCGCAUUUGCAUACCGCCACAUCAAGAACCUCUACCCGGUGUUCUGGUCCAAGAGCAUCGAGAUGGUGAAACUGAUCGAGCAAGACCUGCAGCACCGAGAAGACCCAACAAACAACGUCAUCUGUAUCGAGAACUGGGUCAGCAGAGCCACGCUCGACAUCAUCGGCGUGACAGGAAUGAACCGCGACUUCAACUCGCUUCACGACCCCUCCAACGACCUCGCCCACCACUACCACCGAAUCAGCAGCUCGCCCCCGACGCGCCUCGAGAUCGGCCUCUUCCUCGCCGGCCUCGUCCUCGGCACCGCCCACCUCGUCAGCAAACUCCCAUUUUCGCGUAAUCGCCUCAUCGACGAAAGCGCAGACUACAUCCGCAACGUCGCCCGCCAAAUGAUCCGCGAAGCGCGCGAAACCACCACCACCACCGACGAAAAGAAGACCCCCACCGACGCAAUCGACAUCAUCUCCGUCGCCCUCGAAAGCGACGCCUUCACCGAAGAAGAGCUCAUCGACCAAAUGAUGACCUUCCUCGCCGCCGGCCACGAAACCACCUCCAGCGCCCUGCAAUGGUGCAUCUACACCCUCUGCAAACACCCGGACGUGCAAACCCGCCUCCGCGAAGAAAUCCGCUCCAACCUUCCCUCCAUCUCCCUCGAAAACCCUUCCCCCCUCUCCGCCGCCACCAUCGACGCCCUCCCCUACCUCCACGCCGUCUGCAACGAAGUCCUGCGCUUCCACCCCUCCGCCCCAAACACCAUCCGCAUCGCCAACCGCGAUACCACGCUCGUCGGCCAGCCCAUCCCAAAAGGAACUGUCAUCCAGAUCGUCCCCGCCGUUACAAACAGGGAUAAGGCGCUGUGGGGCCCGGACGCGGACCAGUUCAACCCCGAGCGGUGGCUGGGGCCCGGGCAGGCGAAUACGGGUGGCGCGGCGAGUAAUUAUGCCUUUUUGACGUUCAUUCAUGGCCCCAGGAGUUGUAUUGGGCAGGGAUUUGCAAAGGGCGAGAUGGCUUGUUUGUUGGCCGCCCUGGUGGGCAGGUUUCGGAUGGAGUUGGAGGAUCCCGAUAAGGAGCUCGUGUCGAGGGAUGGGGCCACCACGAGUCCGCUUGAUGGGGUCAGGGCCAGGUUGGAGGUCGUGGAGGGGUGGUAGGUUCGUGAAGGGUAUGAUAUAUCUAGGAUAUUUAAUUUUAAUGGAUUUCGUAUUUACUUCCUGAUUUCUUGUGCCUCUGCUUGUGACGAGUGGACGUUAGGAAUGGCAUCUCUGGCUGCAUCUAUAAUGAAGUAAUCAUCUUUUGCCCAAUCUCAUGGUCUGACCUUGAUCUGUCUCGUUCUUUCUUAACGCUCAACGCAACCAGAUGGUUUCACUUGGCAUUGCAGGCGAAAGACUGUCAUUGUUAUCAUAUUUCAUCAUAAUAUCAUACCAUCUUCACUCCCGAGACUAAGGACUGGUACUCGCCGCCUUCACCUUCUCGGCAAGAUACUCUGCCAACACCAAGAUCUUUUCCUCCUGCAAUCGCCGUCCGAAGAUCUGCAGACCCGCUGGCGCGCCGUCGUAUGUAUCGGGGUCGUCUGG
Molecule: messenger RNA, 2223 nt
Organism: Aspergillus heteromorphus CBS 117.55
Lineage: Eukaryota; Fungi; Ascomycota; Eurotiomycetes; Eurotiales; Aspergillaceae
Product: cytochrome P450
Exons: 3
Coding region: 178-1800 (540 amino acids)
Molecular function (GO): monooxygenase activity; heme binding; iron ion binding
Source: RefSeq, a predicted model, not a curated record